Molecule: messenger RNA, 729 nt
Organism: Erigeron canadensis
Lineage: Eukaryota; Viridiplantae; Streptophyta; Magnoliopsida; Asterales; Asteraceae
Exons: 4
Coding region: 136-630 (164 amino acids)
Source: RefSeq, a predicted model, not a curated record
AAGCAACAAAGCCUCUUCUCAACUUUACGAGCUGAUUUUCUUUCUCUAUUUAUUAACUAUACUAGUUUUACACACUUGAGAAUUGAAGUUAAUUAGAAGAGGCUGCUAGCUAGCUAGGGAUCAAAAAAAAAAGAUAUGGUUUCAUCAAUUGGCUCUACUCUUGUUACACUUUUCUAUUUUUCCCAGCUACUAAUAAUUAGUAUUUGCAUGCAUUCUUCAAAUGCCCGUCUUCUUCUUCUUCUUCACGCAAAUCAUAAACCUUCUUCCACAAAACCACUUCAUUUCCCCAAUUCUCUUCAGAUUUUAGAAAACAAUGAAGGUGGCAAGAGAGUGGAAAAAGCUCGAGUGAGCGCCGAAAUAAAACGAUUGUCGACGGAAAAUGAACAUCAUGACAAUAAUAUGAAGAUUGAUGAUCAUCAUGGGGUUUAUAAUAAUAAGGAAGGAAAUGAAAUGGUUGAGGAUCACAAGGAUUUGCUAAAGGGUAAAAACAAUGAGAAGGUUCUUGAAAGACCACCUUCUUCGUCACAACACCAUGGAAAACAAGAGGAUGCCGCCGGUCUCAAGAGUGAUGACAUUGUAGUGAUGGACUAUCAACCACCUCAUCGCAAAACACCUAUUCAUAACAAAUGAGUUUGUAUGCAUUAUAUAUAUAUAUUGCCCAUUUGUGUUGAAACACAUAUGCAUAAUGUAUAUGUACACAUCUACCAUUUAUAUAUGCGGAAGUAAAUA